Molecule: messenger RNA, 4070 nt
Organism: Dermochelys coriacea (leatherback sea turtle)
Lineage: Eukaryota; Metazoa; Chordata; Testudines; Dermochelyidae
Gene: TRIAP1
Product: TP53 regulated inhibitor of apoptosis 1
Exons: 2
Coding region: 124-354 (76 amino acids)
Source: RefSeq, a predicted model, not a curated record
GCUGUGCUCACGAGCGUCCUCGGUGGACGGGAAAUACGUCACUUGGGAACGCCGCCCUUCUUAGCAGCGGCUGGGGCAAGGGCGGCGUGAGGCUCGGUCGCUGCCCUGGCCCGCGGCUCCGUCAUGAACAGCGUGGGGGAGGCGUGCACGGAGCUGAAGCGCGAGUACGACCAGUGCUUCAACCGCUGGUUCGCCGAGAAGUUCCUCAAGGGGGACAACGCGGGGGACCCCUGCGUGCAGCUUUUCAAGCGCUACCAGCUCUGCGUGCAGAAAGCUAUUAAGGAGAAAGACAUACCCAUCGAAGGGCUGGAAUUCAUGGGUCCCAAUAAAGGAAAAGCUGAAAACUCCUCCUGAUCUUGUUUGGACAUCUUGUGCCAUUACAAUGACCUUAUGGACUUGGAAAAAGAACCUCACAAAGACUAAAUGAUUGCCUUGGAUUAGCUGUUGUUUCUUCCUGGCUUUUUAAGAAGCAAGAAGUCUUUUCUGCAGUUCCUUUCAGCUAGGUUGUGUGGCAAUUACUGUUUCAUUUUAAAUGAAUGUUGGUGGUGGUCUGGCAUCAUGCAGUGCGUGAAUAGCCUUUUUAUCAAUUUAUGAUAAGUGAAUGUACUCUGAUGGGAAUAUUUAUUGAAAUGGGUUUAGAUAUUAGCUGAUCUAUGAUCAGUUGCUUUUUUAUUUAUAUAACUUUAAGACUAUUUUAAAUACUGAAAUUAAUGUGAAAGGGGUUAAUUUACGUAUUGGAGUGUGCUGCUGGCUUUUUAUUGGGAUAGGGUUGGUUUCAGGUUUCCUGAAAACUGAUGUGCUACAGCUUUGCUUCAUAUUGUUCAACUGUAAUGCUGCCAUGAAAGGACCAGUGUUGGAGUUGCAAUGAUUUUUGUCUGAAUACACAAGAUGUUUGUUUUAAUAUAGAAUACACAGUCAACUAAAGUUAUGCUUGACUAAAUGAGACAACUGUCCGGUUAAACCUGCCUGUGCCCUUUUAAGAUGGGAAGGGGCCAGCCUAUCACAGAAGUGAAUAGGAGCAACUGCUUUCAGAAGGUAUUUUCAGCAGCCUUGGGCAGUCCAUGCACAGAGCUGAAAGGCACUGAUGCUGCCUUGAACUUAACUCUAUACUACUGAAUGGCUGUUACCCUAUAAAGUUAGUUUCACCAGUGAUUCAAUUAAACUUCAGUUGUCCUUCUCUAACAGGCAUCCCUGCCCCAUGUGCCCAGAAACACUCCACAGAUUAGCCUCAAAAUCAUGAAGUUAGAUGUCUGAUUAAGUUAGAUAUUUUGGAUUAGACAAGGGAUUCCUGCUUUGACACCCUAAAACAGUACCCAACUGUCAGUUGGAAAUUUGUCUUCCUGCUUUGUAAUAAGAAAUCUGAAAGGAGAGGGAGAAAUGCAACUUUGAUAUACCCCUGCAUGAAAACUAAUGUUCUAAACCAAAAUUUAGCUGGCUGAAGUCUGCUUUCAAGAGUUAUUUAAAUUUGAUUUAGUAACAUCAGGAAAUGUUGAGUGGUGAGCUUAGUGUAGCAUGUAAAGGAUUAGUAAAGAACGAAGCUUAUUUUCCAAAUUUCUUUAGAGACUUCUGUUUAGCCCUCUUCCUUACACCAGUGCAUCCUGCCCAGUAGCCUUCCUCCUGAAAGACUUUCCCCUAAGAAGGCUCCUAAUGGUGUUUAACUCAAGUCAACCUGCAGUCUAUAGAAAAACAAAGCUUCUCCCUUCUGCCCCCAGCCGUUCCUCCCUAAAUCUCUCUGGAGGUCUUCAAGAAUGGAUCUUUUUUUCUGCAGACCAUAAUGUAGCUAGAGAAAGCAAGAGGUGUAGGUGACUCAGAAUAGCAAUUAGUUUCCCCCUUCUCUGAAGCUAAGGUUUGUAAAAGGAAAAAAUUCCCCCUGUGCCUUAUGAAGGAGUUGUGGGAGGAAGUUUCCUCCCCACAAACCCAUCAUGAGCACAGGGAGUAGCUGAAGGGGUGAGAGAAGGAGGCUCCUCUGUUGAUGUUGCUUCUCCUCUCCACCAGACAUGUUAACUAUAGCCAUUCUUGCGGACCAUAGGAGGGUUUCAGUCCUUUGGAAAUGAGUGAGUUAAUAGGACAGGAGCUCCGUUCCUAGGCACCUUCUAGGAUCUAAACAAGGGAACAAACCUUUAUGUUAAUGAGACUUUUUGUAAAAAUUGGAACCUCUUUAUUACAGACCAGAGGAGAACUGCAGCUACAGUGCUCUGGCACAGGGGAUGAUGCGCAAGACUUUUGACCAACAGAUGAAAACAGACUUAUCUCCUAGACUUUUUAAGAGCAGGGGCAGGCAAACUUUUUGGCCUGAGAGCUGCAUUGGGUUUCUGAAAUUGUAUGUUGGGCUGGUUAGAGGAGGCUGUGCCUCCCCAAACAGCCAGACAUGGCCCAGGCCCAGCCCCUGCCCCCUAUCUGCCCCCCCUGCUUCUUGCCCUCCAACAGCCCCCCGGGGACUCCUGUGCCAUCCACUAUCCCCAUACCCUCUGUCCCAUCCAACCCAUCUCCUUCCUGACUGCCCCCCAUGACUCCUGCCCCAUCCAACCCCCCCUUCUCCCAGACUGACCCCAGACCCCUUGCCCCAACUGCCCCCCAUCACCCCAUUCAACCUCCCUUCUUCCUGACUACCCCUCCUCCCCCAGAUCCCUGCCUCAUCCACCCUCCCUGGCUCCUGACAGCCCCAUCCAACCCCUCCUCUCCUUCCUGACUUACCCCCUCCAGGACCCUUGCCCCCAUUUUCUGCCCUCUGACUGCCCUGACCCCUGUUCACACCCCUCACCACCCCCUGAAUUCCCCUGCCCUCUAUCCAACUCCUCCCUGACCCCUUACUGCACUGCCUGGAGCACCGGUGGCUAGCAGCACGGCUGCACCAGGACAGGCAGCCAUGCAGCACAGAGCACCGGGUCAGGCCGGGCCCUGCUGCCCAGAGUAUUGCGCUGCGCGGCGGCGGCGGGGGGACAGCAGGGGAGGGGUUGGGGGCUAGCCUCUCAGGCCAGGAGCUCAGGGGACAGGCAGGAUGGGCUAUAGUUUGCCCACCUUUAUUCUAGAGGCUGUAGUGUGCCUAUUAUAGGUUACUAGAGUUUGCAGAAAUUGAGUUUGUCUCCUAGUCCUCAUAACAAUUAAAGAAACUCAUUAAAGAAAUUUCCAUGCAUAACUUUAGUAAGAUGAAGUUAAUAUCAGCUGUUUAAUUGCUGUAAGUACAUGCUACUAUUAAAGAAACCUCUAAAAAAUACAGUUAAUGUUGCAGUUCUCAAACAAAAUCCCUAAUCUACCUUAACUGUCCCUAGUGAUGCUCUGAGAAUAGUGAACUCCUAUGAUAUUAUAUAUUCAGAAGAUUCAUUAGCCCACUGACUAGAACAUUUAGAAUGCCUUAAGGGGGUUGUGUGGCUGUAUGGCCAUACAUAGCACCCCAAAAAAAUAAUCCUAGCGUAUGGGAGCCAAUCCUUCCCCCCCCGCCCAUCUUCAGUAUGGGCCUGAUCCUGCCAGCUACUGAGGGCAUUCAGCUUCCUACAGCAAAAACUUAAAUGGAAUCAGUUUGAUCCUGUAAGGUACUAGCACCUUUGUUCUCCAAGUAUUAUUAGAAACAGCACUAGCUUAUAUUUCAGCCUCAUACACCCAGACUGAGAGCAAACAUGAAAAAAAAAUAGUAUGGUAAAAGUCACCAAUAAAUAUCAGGCAUUUAUAUAUGAAACUAGUUAUAAAGCCAGUUUUCUUUGGGGCAUUCCAUAUAGAGAAAGGGAGAUGGUAGGGUGGCAUCUUUUGAGCCAGAGUUAAUGUUCAUGGGGAAUGCUGUUUGAGAUAUAACAUCUAACAUUCUUUAAGGAUAGUGUGCACUCAAGCCCUGGCUACAGCUUGCACUUCACCCCAAUGAAGUGUUUUGGGUGGGAGGAAAGAAGUAGUAAUGCCAACGUUAGAGUAUUACUAUCCCAACUCUGGAAAAACCGUUUCAUCAGCUAAUAUGAUUAAGCCAGAAAGUGCCUUAUACUGAGCUUUAACAUAGGAGGAAGCUUGCUUUAGCAACCACAUGUACUCUGCUAACAUGCUGUGUGGGCUGUAAUAAUGGGGAUUAAAUAAAUACUGUGAAAUGG